UUACGCGUUGAAGUUUAGAAAUCCCCCUCUCUAUCCUUUUGCCCUUUAAUUAUCUCUCUCUCAAAGAAGAGAGGUGAGGGAAGAAGAAGAAGAAGAAAAAACCAUUUCUGCAAGGUGGGUUUCAGCCAUUCUCUGAAGAAAGGAAUCUAAAGUGAAACCCACCAAGGGGAUUUUAGGUUCCUUAGUAAAAAAUCUACAUAAAUGUUGUAUCUUUGGACUUCCCCCAUUUUGGUUUAACGAGGAGUUGUGUUUUUUGGGUUCUUCAUAAGACUAUUCAAGUGAUUGACUAGUGAAUGUGAAGAAUUUCACUUUGUUUCAAGUUUAAUGGCUACUAGAGGACGGCUUAUUGCGGGUUCACACAACCGGAAUGAGUUUGUUCUUAUCAAUGCUGAAGAGAUUGGAAGAGUAACUUCUGUGAAGGAAUUAAGUGGACAGAUUUGCCAGAUUUGUGGUGAUGAGAUCGAAAUUACGGUUGAUGGAGAACCGUUUGUUGCUUGCAAUGAAUGUGCAUUUCCAGUUUGUAGACCUUGUUAUGAAUACGAAAGGAGAGAAGGAAAUCAAGCUUGCCCUCAAUGUAAAACCAGAUUCAAGCGCAUUAAGGGUAGCCCUAGAGUUGAUGGGGAUGAAGAAGAAGAUGAAUUUGAUGAUUUGGGUAAUGAAUUUGAAGAUCAUCAAUAUGCUGCAGAUUCAAAUCUAUCUUCUCACCACCAUAAUUCCGGUCGUGUGGGUGCUCACAACUACUCCUCAAGAAUCACCACCCCUUCAGAAUUCGAUUCUGCUUCUGUUAAUCCAGAAAUCCCUCUUCUAACCUACGGGGAUGAGGAUUCUGUUAUUUCAGCUGAUCAACAUGCUCUUAUAGUCCCACCGUUUAUGGGAGGUGGGGGAAAACGUGUUCAUCCAGUUUCAUUUCCAGAUUCCUCUUCAAUGUCGGCAGUUCCUCCUCGUCCCAUGGAUCCGAAAAAGGAUUUGGCUGUUUAUGGAUAUGGUAGUGUUGCUUGGAAGGAUAGAAUGGAAGAGUGGAAGAAGAAGCAGAAUGGAAAACUUCAGAUGGUUAAGCAUGAAGGAAUGAUCAAUCCUGAAGAAGAUGAGCUUGAUGAUCCUCAUUUACCAAAGAUGGACGAAGGAAGGCAGCCACUUUCAAGGAAAUUACCGAUUCCAUCGAGCAAGAUCAACCCGUAUAGAAUGGUGAUUUUACUUCGUAUGGUCAUUCUCGGGUUGUUCUUCGAUUAUCGUAUUCGUCAUCCCGUUAGAGAUGCAUAUGCUCUUUGGAUGGUAUCAAUUAUUUGCGAAAUAUGGUUUGCUGUUUCGUGGAUUUUCGAUCAAUUUCCUAAAUGGUUCCCAAUCAAACGAGAAACUUACUUGGACAGACUCUCGCUAAGGUACGAGAAAGAAGGGAAACCGUCAGAAUUGGCUCCUAUCGAUGUAUUCGUUAGUACAGUCGAUCCCAUGAAAGAGCCGCCUCUCAUUACUGCAAACACGGUUCUUUCGAUCCUAGCUGUUGAUUAUCCUGUUGAUAAAGUAGCUUGCUAUGUAUCCGAUGAUGGUGCAGCCAUGUUGACAUUUGAAGCGCUCUCGGAAACCUCGGAAUUCGCUAGGAAAUGGGUCCCGUUCUGUAAGAAGUUUAGCAUUGAGCCUCGUGCUCCCGAGUGGUAUUUUGCUCAGAAACUCGACUAUCUCAAGGAUAAAGUUCACCCUGCAUUUGUUCGUGAACGACGCUCGAUGAAGAGAGAAUACGAAGAGUUUAAGAUUCGAAUCAAUAGCUUGGUUGCCAUGGCUCAGAAGGUUCCGGAAGAUGGUUGGACAAUGCAGGAUGGUACUCCAUGGCCGGGAAACAAUGUUCGAGAUCAUCCCGGAAUGAUACAGGUGUUUCUCGGGCACAAUGGUGUUCGUGACGUUGAAGGAAACGAAUUGCCCCAACUUAUUUACGUUUCCCGUGAAAAAAGGCCAGGAUUUGAUCACCAUAAGAAAGCCGGAGCCAUGAAUGCCCUUAUACGAGUAUCGGCUGUCAUAUCAAACGCACCUUAUGUGCUGAAUGUGGAUUGUGAUCACUAUAUCAACAACAGCAAAGCGUUAAGGGAAUCCAUGUGUUUCAUGAUGGAUCCAACCUCCGGAAAGAAGAUAUGUUACGUUCAGUUUCCUCAACGAUUCGACGGCAUUGAUCGUCACGAUCGAUACUCUAAUCGCAACGUCGUGUUCUUCGAUAUUAACAUGAAAGGGCUGGAUGGGAUUCAAGGGCCAAUUUAUGUUGGAACUGGUUGUGUCUUUCGGAGACAAGCACUUUAUGGCUACGAUGCUCCUAAGAAGAAGAAGCCACCGGCAAGGUCUUGCAAUUGUUUGCCCAAGUGGUGCUGCUGCUGCUUGUCUAGUCUUAGAAGGAAGGGUAAAAAAGGGAAAACGGGUGAUGUUAAGAAGACAACGUCAACGACUACGACGGCGAUGAUAACUGCGAAGAGCAAGGAUUCUUCGACGCAGAUUCAUGCGAUUGAAAAUAUCGAGGGAAGCGAUAAAGGGAUUGAUAAUAUUGAGAAGGCACCUCUAGUUCCUUGGAUAAAACUAGAGAAAAAAUUUGGACAAUCACCCGUUUUCAUUGCGUCGGCGCUUCUCGAGGAAGGCGGAGUUCCGACUGGAAAGUCUUCGGCUUCACUCUUGAAAGAAGCUAUACAUGUUAUUAGUUGUGGUUACGAGGAUAAAACAGAAUGGGGCAAAGAGGUUGGUUGGAUUUAUGGUUCGGUUACUGAGGAUAUUUUAACGGGAUUCAAGAUGCAUUGCCACGGUUGGCGAUCUGUUUACUGUAUGCCUAAAAGGCCUGCUUUUAAAGGAUCCGCUCCAAUCAAUCUUUCGGAUCGUCUCCAUCAAGUUCUUCGAUGGGCUCUCGGAUCUGUUGAAAUUUUACUAAGUAGGCAUUGUCCUAUAUGGUACGGGUAUGGAUGUGGAUUGAAACCGCUUGAACGGUUUUCAUAUGUCAACUCAAUUGUCUAUCCUUUGACGUCUGUUCCUUUGCUCGCAUAUUGUACCUUACCCGCUGUCUGUCUCCUCACCGGCAAGUUCAUCGUUCCUGAGAUUAGUAACUACGCCAGUAUUAUAUUCAUGGCCAUGUUUAUAUCAAUUGCUGUGACUGGCAUAAUGGAGAUGCAAUGGGGAGGUGUGACAAUCGACGAUUGGUGGAGGAACGAGCAGUUCUGGGUUAUUGGUGGUGUCUCUUCACAUCUUUUCGCGUUAUUUCAAGGUCUACUAAAGGUUCUUGCUGGAGUCAACACGAACUUUACAGUUACAUCAAAAGGAGGUGACGAUGGGGAAUUCUCAGAGCUUUACCUCUUUAAAUGGACAACAUUGUUGAUCCCACCUAUGACUUUGUUGAUCAUAAACAUUGUCGGAGUUGUGGUUGGGGUGUCGGAUGCAAUCAAUAACGGGUACGAAUCAUGGGGACCACUAUUCGGGAGAUUGUUCUUUGCUUUGUGGGUUAUCGUCCAUCUUUACCCCUUCUUAAAGGGGUGGAUGGGUAAACAGAAUAAGAUUCCAACCAUUAUUAUCGUGUGGUCAAUCCUUUUGGCAUCUAUCUUAACCUUAUUGUGGGUUAGGAUUAAUCCGUUUGUAUCGAGAGAUGGUCUUGUACUUGAAGUAUGUGGGAUGAAUUGUGACUGAAGACCGACGAUACUACGAUGAGAAAAAGAUUUGGUUUUUGGUGGAUGCUUCGGGUGUGUAUGGUUGACACGCAGUGUAGAUAAAAAAAGGAGGAAACAUUUAUAUUUGUUCUGCAAAGUUUUUUAUUUUUUUUGGUUUGAUUCUUUGGAAUAGUUUGUGAGUGGUUUUGAGAUAGAGACAAUUUUCUUCUUAGACAUUUGUUCCCUUGUCUCAAUAAGUUAAAGGGAUGAAUGUGUUGUACUUGUUCAAGUUGUUCUUUGUUAUUUAUAUCUAUCAAUCAAUCCAUUUCAAUGGAAUGUUUAAUGGUCAA
Messenger RNA from Impatiens glandulifera, 3952 nucleotides. Its product is annotated as cellulose synthase A catalytic subunit 6 [UDP-forming]-like. The transcript has 12 exons. Gene Ontology annotation, molecular function: cellulose synthase (UDP-forming) activity. Gene Ontology annotation, biological process: plant-type primary cell wall biogenesis; cellulose biosynthetic process. Gene Ontology annotation, cellular component: trans-Golgi network; plasma membrane. The coding region runs from base 325 to 3642 and encodes 1105 amino acids. The record is from RefSeq and is a predicted model, not a curated record. Lineage: Eukaryota; Viridiplantae; Streptophyta; Magnoliopsida; Ericales; Balsaminaceae.